UCACCUGACAUCCCCCCUCUAACCGGGCAUCAAAAAUGUGGCAGCCACCCAAAAGAAGGUCCACCGCCGUUCGUGUGAUGGCCAUGGAAGCGGGGAAUUCCUUGCCGCCUUGGAGUCGCCUCCUGGACCACAACGCCGAAGGACGACGUCGGCGGAAGAGCGACGAGGACAAGCGGUACGAGGUGGAGAUAUCCAACCGUUUGUGGUCUCUGUGGGGCACUCCACAGCAGGUGGAACCCGUGGAGAAUGGCACCUCGUUGGAGUCCGCAUCCGGAAGGACCUCAGCUCCCGGCAAAGUGCUAGCCUGCUGUGUGGUAGCCUGUUGUGCCGGCAGUUUCCAUUCCCUGGACUCCUGGGACUCUCGUCUGCUCGACAAGAUUCUGCUAAAUGGACAUGACUACUACGAGGAAAGUUUGGCGGCCAGACAGCGCAGGGAUUGUGUGGGAGAACCCACACUGGAGACCCUGAACACCUAUUGUUGCCUGAAUGGACGCAACUUUUGGGUGGACAUCGAUAAGUUCGCGUCCGGCAAGUUGUACAGUAAAACCAAGAGCUUGGGCUCCGCACUUAGUGUGUUCUUCGCCCAGCACUUGCAAACUGGCAUCCUGCAGCUGAGGGAUCAGGCUCUGGCCUUUGGAUUUAUUCCGGAAUACGCCUCCAGAGGAGCCUUCUUCCUGUUCCACUGCCAGGCGAAGGGGCAGCCGAUCUUCAAUGACGGCGAGAGUGCCCCCUAUGUCCUCAGGAUGCGGCAGCUGCAGCAGCUCCUCAACUGCAUGCUGAUCACCUUGGACGAGCGCCGGUACAACGUUCCCUUCAGGAUCUACAAGGUUGGAUGCGUCCCCAGCACUGAUUGCACACUUUUGGGGCUUAAAAAUCAUUAAAUUGAUCUUUGGAUGUGACAAUUGGCUAAGGACUCCAAAAAACAAUUCUUUGUAUCCUUUGAUCUGCACAACAACAUCCCUUAAAUUAAACCAUAUCAAUGCCAAAUAGAACAGUGGAUUUAUAUAUUCAGGAAAAUGUGACAAAAAUAAAUAUAUUUUCCUAUUUAUUGA
Drosophila rhopaloa is the source of this 1052-nucleotide messenger RNA. RefSeq lists its product as uncharacterized. The transcript has a single exon. Bases 36 to 881 code for a protein of 281 amino acids. The record is from RefSeq and is a predicted model, not a curated record. Lineage: Eukaryota; Metazoa; Arthropoda; Insecta; Diptera; Drosophilidae.